Emericellopsis atlantica is the source of this 2139-nucleotide messenger RNA. Its product is annotated as putative translation release factor erf3. Gene Ontology annotation, biological process: nuclear-transcribed mRNA catabolic process, deadenylation-dependent decay; translation; translational termination. Lineage: Eukaryota; Fungi; Ascomycota; Sordariomycetes; Hypocreales; Bionectriaceae. Gene Ontology annotation, molecular function: GTPase activity; GTP binding; translation release factor activity. The record is from RefSeq and is a predicted model, not a curated record. Gene Ontology annotation, cellular component: translation release factor complex. Bases 1 to 2139 code for a protein of 712 amino acids. The transcript has 3 exons.
AUGUCGAACCUCAACUCAUGGGAGGAUGACCCUGCGGCGCAACAGGAUGAGAACCUCGCCCGGCAGGCUCAGCAGCAGCUCAACAUGAACCCCGCUCAGGCGCAAGGCUUCCAGCCGGGCGCCAACUCGUUCCAACCCGGCGCUGCGUCUUUCCAGCCCGGCGUGCAGUCUUUCCAACCUGGUCAGGCAUACGGUGGAUUCCAGCCCCAAUACCAGCAGCAGCAAUACUACCAGCAAGGGUACUACCCUCAAUACGGCAACCAGCAGCAGCAACAACAGCAGCAGCAGGGCUACAAUCAGUAUCAGCAAUAUGGUGGGGGGUUUAGCCAAGGCUACAACAACCAGCAAUACGGUGGUGGAUACCCCCAAUACGGCCAGCAGCAACAGUCGCAACCAGCAGCCCAGCCUGCUGCCUCAGCACCUCCCGCUGCUACCGAUGCGCCAAAGCCUGUCGUGACCAAGGAGGGUGGCACAAAGGUUCUCAGCAUCGGAGGCGACGCUUCAGCAUCCAAGCCCAAGGCUAAGGUCCUUUCGAUUGGAGGCGAUGCCACACCGCCGGCGAAGAGCACCAAGGACGACGUUAAGCCCGAACCCACUGACGCUCCCGAGGCUGGCCAGAAGACGACUGCGGCCAAGGCUAUCGAGAAGACUGGCGAGAAGACCGGCAAGGCCGCCUCUUCCAGCGGUAAGACCUCUGGCAAGACCUCGCCAACCUCUUCUGGACGUUCCAGCCCUGUCUCCGGAGAGAAGAAGGCUCAGCGGGAUGUCGAUGCCGUCACCAAGGAGCAGGCCGCCGAUGUUGAUGAGGAUACUCUCAAGGAAAUCUACGGCAAGGAGCACGUCAACAUCAUCUUUAUCGGUCACGUCGACGCGGGAAAAUCAACCCUGGGUGGCUCCAUCCUGUGGACGACUGGCAUGGUCGACAAGCGAACCAUGGAAAAGUACAAGCAGGAGGCCAAGGAUCUCGGACGUGAGUCUUGGUACCUGUCUUGGGUGAUGGAUUUGACCAAGGAGGAGCGCACCAAGGGCAAGACGGUCGAGGUUGGUCGAGGCUUCUUCGAGACCGAGACACGUCGCUACAGCAUUUUGGAUGCUCCUGGCCACAAGACCUACGUGCCCAACAUGAUUGGUGGUGCGUCGCAGGCCGACGUAGGUAUCCUGGUCAUUUCCGCCCGUAAGGGUGAAUACGAGACCGGCUUUGAGCGUGGUGGACAAACUCGCGAGCACGCCAUGUUGGCCAAGACGCAGGGUGUCAACAAGCUCAUUGUGGCCAUCAACAAAAUGGACGACCCGACUGUCGAAUGGUCUGAAGAGCGAUACAAGGAGUGCACCACAAAGCUGUCCCAGUUCUUGAAGGGUACUGGCUACAACUUGAAGACGGAUGUCUUCUUCAUGCCCGUGGCUGCGCAGAUGUCACUGAACAUCAAGGAACGCGUGGGCAAGGAAAUUUGCCCUUGGUACGAUGGCCCGUCCCUGCUCGAGUACCUGGAUAACAUGAAGGCACUGGAGCGCAAGGUGAACGCCCCCUUCAUGAUGCCUGUCAAUGCCAAGUACCGCGAUCUGGGCACCAUGAUUGACGGCAAGAUCGAGGCAGGCGUGUGCAAGAAGGGUAUGAGCCUGAUCAUGAUGCCCCGGAAGCAGAAUGUGGAAAUCUCGGCCGUCUACGGCGAGCAAGAAGAUGAGAUCCCGCACGCGCAGUGCGGUGACCAGGUCCGUCUGAGGCUCAAGGGCAUCGAGGAAGAAGACAUCCUGCCCGGUUUCGUCAUUUGCUCGCCCAAGCGUCUCGUGCACAAUGUUGCCGAGUUUGAGGCGCAGAUUCGCAUUCUGGAGCUCAAGUCCAUCUUGACCUCUGGCUUCAACUGUGUUCUCCACGUGCACUCUGCCAUUGAGGAGGUCACAUUUGCCGCACUGCUGCACAAGCUGCAAAAGGGCACGGGCCGCAAGAGCAAGAGCGCGCCCACGCACGCAAAGAAGGGCGACAGCAUCAUUGCGAGGAUGCAGGUUACUGGUGGUGCCGGCUCGGUCUGUAUUGAGAGGUUCGAGGACUACCCCCAGAUGGGUCGCUUCACACUGCGUGACCAGGGCCAAACUAUCGCCAUUGGCAAGAUUACCAAGCUCAUUACCGAUAACAGCGCCUAA